Molecule: messenger RNA, 1429 nt
Organism: Chelonus insularis
Lineage: Eukaryota; Metazoa; Arthropoda; Insecta; Hymenoptera; Braconidae
Gene: Uba3
Product: Ubiquitin-like activating enzyme 3
Exons: 4
Coding region: 33-1358 (441 amino acids)
Biological process (GO): protein neddylation
Cellular component (GO): nucleus; cytoplasm
Molecular function (GO): NEDD8 activating enzyme activity
Source: RefSeq, a predicted model, not a curated record
AAUUUGUGAUAAUAACAAGUAUAAAUAGAAACAUGAGUGCAACAGAUUAUACUCAUAGACGCUGGAGUCACCUGAGGAAAGUAUUGGAAAGAUCGGGACCGUUUUGCCGGCCCGAUUUUGAACCAUCACCUGACACUUUGCAAUUUUUAAUGGAAAACUGUAGAAUACUCGUUAUUGGAGCUGGCGGUUUAGGAUGCGAAUUAUUAAAAAAUCUAGCACUUAUGGGUUUUCGACAAAUUGAUGUUAUUGAUAUGGAUACUAUAGAAUUAUCAAAUUUAAACCGACAGUUUUUAUUCCGGCACAAAGAUAUUGGAGCUUCCAAAGCAGAAUGUGCUGCGAAGUUCAUUAACAGUAGAAUUCCUGGAUGCAAUGUUACUCCUCAUUGCUGUAUGAUUCAGGAUAAAGAUGAAUCUUUCUACCGGCAAUUCCACAUAAUUGUUUGUGGUUUAGAUUCCAUCGUAGCGAGAAGAUGGAUUAAUGGAAUGUUAAUUUCACUUUUGAAUUAUAAUGAUGGUGAAUUAGACCAAUCUAGCAUUAUUCCUAUGGUUGACGGAGGAACUGAAGGCUUUAAAGGCAAUGCAAGAGUUAUUUUACCUGGUCUAACAGCUUGCAUUGAGUGUACAUUAGAUUUAUAUCCACCUCAGACCACAUAUCCGCUUUGUACCAUAGCAAAUACUCCAAGGCUUCCAGAACAUUGUAUAGAGUACGUGAAAGUGAUACAAUGGCAGAAAGAAAAUCCUUUCGAAAGUCCAAUUGAUGGAGAUGAUCCACAACAUAUUAAUUGGAUAUAUGAGAAAUCAGUUGAACGAGCUACUCAGUUUGGUAUUCGAGGAUUAACUUAUAGAUUAGUCCAAGGAGUAGUUAAAAAUAUAAUACCUGCUGUUGCCUCAACUAAUGCAUCUAUUGCUGCUGUGUGUGCUACAGAAGUUUUCAAACUUGCUACAAGCUGCAGCGCAUCAUUAAACAAUUAUAUGGUCUUGAAUGAUCUAGAUGGUAUUUAUACAUAUACUUACGAAGCAGAAAAAAAAUCUGACUGCUUAGGCUGCAGUCAAAUUCCUCGCGAACUUGAGAUACGCAAUGGCAAUCUCAAGUUAAAGGAUUUGAUAGAAUUAUUAUGUGAACGACAUGAUUUACAAAUGAAGAAUCCUGGAAUUACUGCUAAUGUCGGAGGUAAAAAUAAAACUCUGUACAUGCAUACAGUGUCAAGUAUUGAAGAAAAAACUAGGGUUAAUUUAUCUAAAACAUUAUCGGAAUUGGGACUUGUUAGUGGAAUGGAAAUAAAUGUUGCUGAUAUUACAACCCCCAUUACGAUGACACUUAAAUUGAAAUUUCAAGAGAAUGAUAUUGAAAUGGCUUGAUGAUAAGUACAAAUAUAAAUACUAAUGUAUGUUUGAGUUAAAGGAUAUUAAAGGUACAUUAUUUGUAAAUA